AUGGCAUUUGGUGCUCUCGGUUGGAUUUUCGGCACUUCGGGGGCGAUUUUUAAGAUGCCUUUGUUUCGAGGAUUGGACAUCCCUGUUAAAGCCAGACGGAUUCAACGGAAAAUCAUAGAUAGUGCAUUGAGCCGCGAUGCGAAUCAAAGGCAGUCCCUUGUUGAAUGCCGACUUGUCGAGCAUGAGGUAACAAAGCGUCUUUGGGAACCGCUGAAUUGUGGCCGUCGUCCAGACAGUGGCGCAGGGAACGACAGCAUAUCCUUCACUCUAUGCUCGUACAACGUUUUGUCACAAUCCUGCUUAGAGAACACGAGUAGACUUUACCGUAGAUGCGAGCCCUUGCACCUCAGCUGGAAAUAUCGGUGGCAAAACUUGUUUUAUGAACUGCAGUCGUUAGACGCAGACAUCUUCUGUCUGCAGGAAGUGGAUGGUGCUUUUUUCGGUCCAUACUAUCUUCGACUUUUCGAACAGGCCGGCUUUGACGGAAUUUUCAGACAGCGAACCGGCGACAAGCUCGAUGGCUGUGCCACGUUUUGGAGAAGAGCCUUGUUUACGUUGACCGACUCCCGUGAGUUGACUUUCUUCCGACCGGAUGCUAGACUUACUGGUCACAACGUAGGCGUCAUCGUCUCAUUAAGUCCUCGAGAUCGCCAUCAAUGCAGACUGAUUGUUGGCAAUACACAUCUUAUUUACAAUCCGAAGCGAGGUGACCUGAAACUGGCUCAAGCGGCUAUUCUUUUAGCCCAUGUGCAGCAGGUAGGUUAUUUCUUCCCUUUAGAUCACUGUCGUCCCCUGAACGAUUAG
Messenger RNA from Soboliphyme baturini, 804 nucleotides. Lineage: Eukaryota; Metazoa; Nematoda; Enoplea; Dioctophymatida; Soboliphymatidae. The record is from the annotation of a GenBank genome assembly.